AUGGCUCAGCCAAGCUCGAGCUCGGACAGGAUGCGACAACAGCAGACAAUCUACUUCCAUCUACGAAUAAGAAACGGCAAGGACCCUAAGGACUAUAAGUUCUGGAACACACAACCCGUGCCAAAACUGGACGACCGUGGACCUUCAAUAACGACCUCCAACACUGCCGUUCCACAGUCGGAUGGACCAAUACUUCCUGUUGCUGUCUGUGACAAGAUCGGGAAAGCAGAUUCAGAGAAGCUCAUCGAAGGCUUCGAGUGGUGCGAGCUUGAUGUGACUGCAUCUCACGUGUUAUCAGAAUUGCACGACUUGCUCUACAACCACUACGUCGAGGAUGACGAGGGCUCUUUUCGCCUCAACUACUCACCUGAGUUUCUGUCUUGGGCCCUACGACCUCCUGGCUGGAAGAAAUGCUGGCACAUCGGUGUACGUACAAAGAGCACUUCAGACAAAACUGGCCGACUGGUCGCUUUUGUUGCCGGUAGGCCUGUCAAGCUUAAUGUUCGCAGCAACAUUAUUGAUGCGGUGGAGAUCAACUUCCUCACCAUACAUCAGAAGCUGAGAGGUAAACGUCUGGCUCCUGUGCUUAUCAAGGAGAUCACUCGGCGUUGCUAUCGCGAAGGCAUUUAUCAGGCACUGUAUACUGCUGGCACUGUCCUACCCUCGCCAGUGGCAACUUGCAGGUACUAUCACCGCUCGCUUGACUGGGAGCAUCUUUACAAAACUGGCUUCUCGCGUUUGCCUCGUGGAAUCACGGUCUUGAGGCAGACGCUUAAGUACAAACUUGAGAAGACAGCGACGAAAGGAUUGAGACAGAUGGAACCUAGAGAUGCGUCUGCAGUCAAGCAACUCUUGAAUCAAUAUCUGGCACGGUUUGGUCUGUUGCAGACCUUUACCGAAGAAGAAGUCAUACACUACUUCUGUUCUAAGUCAUCAAAAGGUAUCGUUUAUAGCUAUGUCGUUGAACACGAAGGCAAGAUUACAGAUUUUGCUUUAUUCUACUCAUUAGAGGUACGAUCGUCCAGUGCAAUCAUUCUCCGUUCUUCAGCAACGCCUUUGACAAUUCGCACAGCCUAUCUUUACUACUACGCCAGCUCCCAAGCCCUAACGCCCGAGAACAAAAACAGCUAUGCCCAACACCUCCAGACACUCGUCCACGACCUCCUGAUUCUCGCCAAACAAGCUGAGUUCCAUGUCUUCAAUGCUCUAACAGCAAUGGACAAUCCACUCUUUCUCCAGCAGCAGAAAUUUGAACCUGGAGACUCGUCAUUGCAUUUCUAUCUCUUCAACUGGCGGACAUCGAGGUUGGCUGGUGGAAUGGAUGACAAUAUGCGAGCGGAUGCAGGCAACAUGGGAGGAGUGGGAGUCGUUAUGUUGUAA
Aureobasidium melanogenum CBS 110374 is the source of this 1380-nucleotide messenger RNA. Its product is annotated as N-myristoyl transferase. The record is from RefSeq and is a predicted model, not a curated record. The transcript is spliced from 3 exons. Gene Ontology annotation, molecular function: glycylpeptide N-tetradecanoyltransferase activity. Gene Ontology annotation, cellular component: cytoplasm. Gene Ontology annotation, biological process: N-terminal peptidyl-glycine N-myristoylation. Lineage: Eukaryota; Fungi; Ascomycota; Dothideomycetes; Dothideales; Saccotheciaceae. Bases 1 to 1380 code for a protein of 459 amino acids.